Molecule: messenger RNA, 210 nt
Organism: Sporothrix brasiliensis 5110
Lineage: Eukaryota; Fungi; Ascomycota; Sordariomycetes; Ophiostomatales; Ophiostomataceae
Exons: 2
Coding region: 1-210 (69 amino acids)
Source: RefSeq, a predicted model, not a curated record
AUGCCCGAGGACGCCCCCUAUGACCCCUACAUCCCCAGCGGCGAGGCCGCUCCCGCACAAGGCGCUGGUGGUGGAUCGCGGACACAGGCGCUGCAAGCGUUCGCAUACGUGUCGCCGUUGAUGAAGCUGCUUGCUGGGACUGGCGUUUCGAAGCUUUCCGCACGACCCGCGUUCGUGGACUUGGCUGCACCGUCGGAGUUCACGGAAUGA